CUCACCCACAAGCUUCCCGUGGCUCGCACAUCAUGCUCUCGCUCGCGCUCACGCUGCCUGCCUUCCUGCCCGGCCAGGGCAUGGGCAUGCGCCGCGGCGUCGCCUCCGGCGUCACGAUGGCCGCCAAGCAGACGCCGCACGGCGGCACGCUCGUCGACCUCUUCAGCUCGGACGCCGCCGCGGCGGCCGCCUCUGCCGACAUCAAGGUGGAGCUGACGGACCGGCAGUCGUGCGACGUGGAGCUGCUGUGCAACGGCGGCUUCUCGCCGCUCACGGGCUUCAUGAACGAGGCGGAGUACAACUCCGUCGUCGAGGACAUGAAGCUGCCGUCGGGCCUCAUCUUUGGCCUCCCCGUCGUGAUGGACACCGGCGACGCGAACGUCAAGGUGGGAAGCAAGCUGCUGCUCACCUACCAGGGCACGGACAUGGCGGUGAUGACCGUCGAGUCGCUCUUCACGCCCGACAAGCCCAAGGAGUGCCUCAACUGCUACGGCACCGCCUCGAUUGAGCACCCCGGCGUGCGGAUGGUCGCGAUGGAGCGCGGCAGCACCUACGUCGGCGGCCCGCUGCAGGGCCUGGGCGUGCCCACGCGCGACUUCCCGUGCGCCACCCCCAAGGAGGUGCGGGAGACGCUGCCCGACGGCGCCGACGUCGUCGCCUUCCAGUGCCGCAACCCGGUCCACCGCGCGCACUACGAGCUCUUCACGCGCGCGCUCGACGCGCCGAACGUGGGCGAGGACGCGGUCGUGCUGGUGCACCCGACGUGCGGCCCGACGCAGGAGGAGGACAUCCCGGGCUCCGUCCGCCACAAGACCUACGUCGUCCUCCAGGACGAGACGAAGGACACGCCGAGCGGCAAGCGGACGCGCUGGGCGUUUUUGCCGUACUCGAUGCACAUGGCGGGCCCGCGUGAGGCGAUCCACCACAUGAUGAUCCGCAAGAACUUCGGGUGCACGCACUUCAUCAUCGGCCGCGACAUGGCCGGCUCAAAGUCGUCCGUCACCGGCGACGACUUCUACGGCGCCUUCGAGGCCCAGGACCUCGCGAAGGCGCGCGCCGACGAGCUCGGAGUGCAGGCCGUCCCCUCCCUCAACCUCGUCUGCGACCCCGACGGGAACUACAUCACCGCCGACGAGGCAAAGGAGAAGGGCAUCGAGGUGAUGAAGCUGUCCGGCACCAAGUUCCGCAAGAUGCUGCGCGCGGGCGAGGAGAUCCCGGAGUGGUUCGCCUUCAAGUCCGUCGUCGAUGUGCUGCGCGCCGAGUGGAAGUGAGCUCGUGCCCUAUUCUUCCUCCGGCCGCAGCCCGUCCCCGCGACGACGACACCAGACCUCGGGCUGUAUCGGAGGGCGUGCGUGCCCUCCCCCUUCGGCCGCACGCAUGCCCGCUCUGCGCUCCGAUCCGGUCCGCCGGCCCGAGAGAGAGAGAGAGAGCACAGGGCGCGGCUGUGGGGGGGCAGUUUGAACUCUGUGGAAGCCGGCCGUGUGGGAUGUGUGACGCUAAGCGGCCCUCGGCCCUCGCUUGUCGCUAUGCGCGAGAUCCGAGAACGCCGUGUCUAAUGUACUUGCGUUGUGAUGCAUGUAUGUAUAAAUUACUCGACGUGAC
Molecule: messenger RNA, 1602 nt
Organism: Emiliania huxleyi CCMP1516
Lineage: Eukaryota; Haptophyta; Isochrysidales; Noelaerhabdaceae
Product: putative ATP-sulfurylase
Exons: 2
Coding region: 33-1271 (412 amino acids)
Biological process (GO): sulfate assimilation
Molecular function (GO): sulfate adenylyltransferase (ATP) activity
Source: RefSeq, a predicted model, not a curated record